Pezoporus occidentalis (night parrot) is the source of this 1542-nucleotide messenger RNA. RefSeq names its product histone H1.01. Gene Ontology annotation, cellular component: nucleosome. The record is from RefSeq and is a predicted model, not a curated record. Lineage: Eukaryota; Metazoa; Chordata; Aves; Psittaciformes; Psittacidae. Gene Ontology annotation, molecular function: structural constituent of chromatin; DNA binding. Bases 817 to 1476 code for a protein of 219 amino acids. The transcript has a single exon. Gene Ontology annotation, biological process: nucleosome assembly.
UAGCUUCAUCUAGUUGAGAAUCGGUACAGAAAUUCAUAUUGAAAACAAACAAAAGAAAAAAUACCCAACACAGAGUAACAGAGUAAGUUUGCCUCCCUUAUACUGAAAUUCCAGGAAGAGAUAAUAAAACAACACUAUGUUCAUAAAUCUCCAGAUAUUAACAAAUUGCUUAUGAAUCUAUAAAAAAGGCAAUAAGAGAUACUACAAGGCACUAUAUCAGUAGACUUUAGCGUUUUAGGAGGUAAAACACAUGGUCAAAGGAACCGGUUCUUAAUCCAUAUUCAAAGCUGAAAGAGGAGUUUGUGUUACUUCCUCCUCUUCAAAAUCACUUUAAACUGUCAAAUUAGCUUUAAACAGGCAAAUUUCAACUUUGACACCAAGAAAACCCUCUAAAGAAUCAGACUGUGUAGUUGCUGUAACACUUAUGUCAAAAGAAAAUUUUUAAUUUGCAAGGAAAAACAAAAGUUUCUCUCUUCAGAGGUCUCUCCAGCAGCAGCACACGGGAUUUAUUGCCUCUCCUUCACUUCAGCCUGCAUGUUUCCGGCUGGAAACUCUCCCGAACGCAAGUACCUUGUCUUCUCCUACCUCACCAGGGAAACGGGGCGAUUUGGUGGCAGAAAUUCCGAGGAAAAUACACUUUUGUGAGUCCAAAGAAACACAAAUCGAGCACACCGAAAGGCUCCCCGGCCGUACAGAGAGGCGGGCUCUGCAACGCACCAAUCACCGCGCGGCUCCUCGCUAAAAAUACGAGCAGCUGACCCGCGCCAACCCAAUUGCGUUGCCUGCUCCGCAGAGGACGCUGCUGCUGCCGCUACCAUGUCCGAGACCGCUCCUGCCGCUGCCCCCGACGCGCCGGCUCCCGGUGCCAAGGCCGCCGCCAAGAAACCGAAGAAAGCGGCGGGCGGCUCCAAAGCCCGGAAGCCCGCGGGCCCCAGCGUCACAGAGCUGAUCACCAAGGCCGUGUCCGCCUCCAAGGAACGCAAGGGGCUUUCCCUCGCCGCGCUCAAGAAGGCGCUGGCCGCCGGCGGCUACGAUGUAGAGAAGAACAACAGCCGCAUCAAGCUGGGGCUGAAGAGCCUCGUCAACAAAGGUACCCUGGUGCAGACCAAGGGUACCGGUGCCUCCGGCUCUUUCCGCCUCAACAAGAAACCGGGAGAGGUGAAAGAAAAAGCUCCCAAGAAGCGAGCUACCGCAGCCAAACCCAGAAAACCAGCAGCCAAGAAGCCUGCAAGCGCCGCUAAAAAGCCUAAAAAAGCUGCAGCGGUGAAGAAGAGCCCUAAGAAAGCUAAGAAGCAGGCGGCCAGUGCGGCCAAGAAAGCGGCCAAGAGCCCCAAGAAAGCAGCCAAGGCAGGUCGCCCCAAGAAGGCAGCGAAGAGCUCCGCCAAGGCUAAAGCAGUGAAGCCCAAAGCAGCUAAGCCCAAGGCAGCCAAGCCAAAAGCAGCCAAGGCAAAGAAGGCGGCGCCCAAGAAAAAGUAAAUCAUACCAGAAGAGUCCUGCUCUACAUAUUUUGUUAUCCAACGGCUCUUUUAAGAGCCACCCACA